Messenger RNA from Pimephales promelas (fathead minnow), 1179 nucleotides. The record is from RefSeq and is a predicted model, not a curated record. NCBI's taxonomy places the organism in Eukaryota, Metazoa, Chordata, Actinopteri, Cypriniformes, Leuciscidae.
GGUCUAUAUACGUAGGCUACUUGUUGAUACUUUGAAAGGAACUUUCUGUACGUCAGCCAGUUAUGGGUUAUGUGCUCUUAUUCUCUCCUUUUGAGUCCGGCUGCCGACACCAGUCCCCCUCUUCUUUUUUUUUUUUUUUUUAACAGAUCUGCAUGAUUCACGUAUAGGUCACAUUUUCAGGUCGGAAAAUCCGGAAUUCCGGAUUAAUCCGGAAAAAUCAAAUCCCUGAUAGAUCUGGAUCAAAUAAACAUCUGGCAGUCAAUUUGCCUUUGUUGGCUAAUCUUAACUUCAAUAACGAUGAUCACAUGAUCCACUUCAGGGGCUGAUCCUAAUACGGACGGAUAUCCGGGAAACACACAUGAGAAGCUUUAGUUUUGAAGUUUUUCAAUCUGCCAUAAAACGAAAAGAAGAAGAAGAAGAAGUUUUUCUGCAAAACUGAAGGGCCUGCGGUAGAAAAUGAGUUCUCUGAGUGAAGUCCGAGAGGAGGAUCUGCGGUGUCCCGUGUGCCUCGACAUCUUCAGCCAUCCCGUGCUCCUGCCCUGCAGUCACAGUGUGUGUAAGGAGUGUUUCCAGCGGGUGUGCGGCGAGCGAGGGCGGCAGGAGUGUCCCGUCUGCGGGAAAACAUCCACAGGGCUUCUCCCACCGGAUAAUCUCGCGUUGAGGAACAUCUGCGAGUCAUUCUUCCGCAAGAGAAACUCUUCAUCAGGUGUGUUCUUCUGCGAUGUUCACAGAGAGAAACUCCAACUCUUCUGUCUGGAUGAUAAACAGCCUGCGUGUUUGGUGUGCAGAGACUCGGAGAAACACCUCAAACACACAUUCAGGCCCGUCGACGAAGUCGCUCAACGUCUGAAGGAGGAAUUGAAGACCUCAUUAAAACAUUUACAAGAAAAACUCGAGAGCUUUAAAGAAAUGAAACAAUUGUUUGAGGAUACAGCACAACACAUUAAGACUCAGGCUCAGCAGACUGCGAGACGCUUGCAGGACGAGUUUGGGCGGCUUCAUCAGUUUCUGCGGGAUGAGGAGAUGCACAGAAUAUCUGCACUGAGAGAGGAAGAGGGUCAGAAGAGUCAGAUGAUGAAGGACAGGAUUGAACAGAUCGACAGAGAAAUAGAGUCUCUUUCAAGCAACAUCAGAAUUAUAGAAGAUGAUUUGGAUGCGGCCAACAUGAUCUUUCUGCAG